AUGGAAGGAUCAAAUGCAGCUAUGGACCGCGUUCCAGAGUUCCGGCCACUGGACAGCGCCAAAUGUCGCACAGGUUCAGACAGGCGAAGCGAGCUGUUGCGCGUGGCGGGCGCGGAGUUGUGCGGCACGGCGCUGCUGGUGCUUCUGACGUGCCUGCCGGGCUGCAACACUACAGCUAGCGGCGCUUCGCUAUUGCAGCGCGCGCUCUCCGGCGGGCUCGUGGUGACUCUGAUCGUCCAGUGCUUCGAUCACGUAUCCGGCGCCCAUCUCAACCCCACUGUCACCUUGGCGGCGGUUCUAACGCAAAGGAUAUCUGGGCUUCGCGCGGCAGUCAUGUCUGUUUCGCAGCUGGUCGGCGGAAUUCUCGGUGCGGUCACAUUGCGCCUGCUCGCAUCGCAGGCGGUGCAGUCGUGUGUCACCAAGCCGGCGAGCUAUAUCUCACUUUAUCAGGCGCUGGCUAUAGAGACCCUGCUGGGGUUUUGCUUGGCGAUGGCCAACCUCGGCUCAUGGGAUGCGCGCAACCGCCACCUCAUCGACUCGUGGCCGCUCCGCAUUGGCAUCGUCGUCACCGCGCUCUCGCUCGCCGCCGGUGACUUGACAGGCGCCAGCAUGAACCUAAUUCGCAGCCUCGCUCCAGCACUAGUCAGCAGAGAUUUUGAAGCUCUCUGGGUAAAUUCUGAAAAGACUGAAACAGAUGAAAAUCUGAGAGUGCAAGAUUGGGACUAUAUGGUGGAUGCAUUAAGACUUCCCCGUCUAACUCUUAAUUCAUGUUCAGUGGCUAAAGACCUGUACUGCGCGGGUCCGCUGGCGGGCGCGAGCGCGGCCGCGGCGCUGCACGCGAGCGCCUGGCGCGCGCCGCCCGACGCGCCCGCGCGCGGCUGCUCUCCCGCGCGGGAGCCUGCGCACAAGGCGCCGCUCUACACGUGA
Molecule: messenger RNA, 927 nt
Organism: Melitaea cinxia (Glanville fritillary)
Lineage: Eukaryota; Metazoa; Arthropoda; Insecta; Lepidoptera; Nymphalidae
Product: aquaporin AQPAn.G-like
Exons: 6
Coding region: 1-927 (308 amino acids)
Biological process (GO): transmembrane transport
Cellular component (GO): plasma membrane
Molecular function (GO): water channel activity
Source: RefSeq, a predicted model, not a curated record